AUGGCCCAAGGGCAGAAGCGGCCGGCACCAGGCGAUGGCCAUGAUGGCGAUGGCCCUCUGCUGGCUGGUGUGGACUUGGGCGGCACGACCAUCGCCACCGGCCUGAUCUCUGCUGACGGGCGGCUCCUCGCAAAGCAGAUGGAGGCCGUCGGGGAGGACCACCGACCCGAAAGCCUUGCCCAACGCAUCCGCGGCCUCCUCGAGGAGGCCCUGCGCCAAACCGGCCGGGCUUGGUGCGACGUGCAGGGCCUGGGCGUUUGCACCCCGGGCCUGCUGGACCUUGAGGCGGGGGCCGUGACGGCCGCCAACCUCAAGGGGUGGACAAAGGUGCCACUGGUAAAGCUGCUGGCCGAGGAGCUUGGCUGGGAGACGUCCCGGGUGACCCUGGAGCACGACACCAAUGCAGCAUUGUUGGCGGAGGCGUGGGUGGGGAGAGCGGUCGGCCUGCACGAUAUUGUGCUGCUCUCGCUGGGCACGGGCAUCGGUGCCGCGAUCAUGUGCGAUGGUCGACUUCUUCGAGGCAGCCGCGGCCAAGCAGGCGAAGUGGGCCAUGCCAUCCUGAUCCCCGACGGCCGCGAGUUUGGCCGAGCUGGCGUGGCAGGAAUCUUCGAAGGCUACGCAAGCGCCAGCGCCGUGGUGGCGCGCGCGAAGGAAGGGAUGGUUCCCAGCUCCUCCUUGAGCAAGCUGGAGGCCUUGGACUGCGAAGCAGUUUUCCAGCACGCGGAGCAGGGCGACGCCUACGCUCAGGAGCUCGUGAGGGAAACCGCGAGGUACCUGGCGAUCGGCUGCAUCAACUGCUGCCGCUUUGUGGACCCCGCGGUUAUCUUGUUCUCUGGCGGCAUGGCCGAGGCCGGGCCAGCACAAAACGCCUCACCACACGCAGUCCCCCUUGCAGUACUCCUUUGGAGGCACGCUCGCCACCGAAUACCUCGUUUUUUUCCUGGUCCCGUUUAG
Symbiodinium natans is the source of this 954-nucleotide messenger RNA. Lineage: Eukaryota; Dinophyceae; Suessiales; Symbiodiniaceae. The record is from the annotation of a GenBank genome assembly.